GUUGUUCAUUUACUUUUUAGAUCUUCUGCUUGCUUCACGUUACCAACAUCUGCUAGAGUAGAUCUGUCAUGGUUUCAGCAUAUUCGCGAUUUCUCAAAGUCUUUUAUAGUUUAUUCUUUAGGUCCAGGGAUUCAAGAUCUUCUAGCAGUUGUCUUGAACCCUAGAGUUUUACCAACUGUCUCUUCUUUUCGUAGCUUCUUCCUGGGAGUUAUGCAAGGCUUUUGGGCUUUGCUUCUGACUAGAGUCUUGCAACCGGGUAAGCAUAAGGGCGCGUAUUUUGGCUUAUUAUUAUUCCUAGCUACCGGUUUUAUAUGUGGGCAACUGGUCGAGACUACUUCGAAUCGGGUUAAUGCUAGGAGAAUUGAGUGUGGGAGAAUUAUGGAUAAAAAAAAGGAAACUCAUAUACUAGAAUGUAGAAACGAAUAUGACGAUUCUUCGCCGAAUCCUCCGUGUAGGUGA
Dentiscutata erythropus is the source of this 459-nucleotide messenger RNA. Lineage: Eukaryota; Fungi; Glomeromycota; Glomeromycetes; Diversisporales; Gigasporaceae. The record is from the annotation of a GenBank genome assembly.